This is a messenger RNA of Gadus chalcogrammus (walleye pollock), 1520 nucleotides long. RefSeq names its product unconventional myosin-VI-like. The coding region runs from base 31 to 1512 and encodes 493 amino acids. The transcript has 13 exons. Gene Ontology annotation, molecular function: protein binding. The record is from RefSeq and is a predicted model, not a curated record. NCBI's taxonomy places the organism in Eukaryota, Metazoa, Chordata, Actinopteri, Gadiformes, Gadidae.
CAUCUCUCCCUCCCCCCAGUGAAGAACAAGAUGGUAUACCGGGCCAAGGCCUGCAUCAUCAUGCAGAAGACGAUCCGUAUGUGGCUCUGCCGGAGGAAACACAAACCACGCAUCGACGGUCUGGUGAAGGUGCGCAGCCUGAAGACCAGGAUGUCUCGCUUCACGGAGGUGGUGGGCGGGCUGAAGGAGGGCCAGCAGGAGAUGAGCCGGCAGGUCCUGGAGCUGGAGGCCUCCAUCGACCUGCUGAUGGCCAAGAUCAAGAGCACCAUGAUGUCCCGUCUGGACAUCGACCACGAGCACCAGGCCCUGGUGGGGCGCUCUGAGAAGCUGCUGACCGCCAUGCAGAACAAGAAGAAGGAGGAGGAGGAGCGCGAGCGGCUGAAGCGCAUCCAGGAGGACAUGGACCGCGAGCGGCAGCGGAGGGAGGAGGAGGAACAGCGCCGCCGGCAGGACGACGACGACCGCAGACUGAAAUCGGAGAUGGAGCAGAAGAGGAAGGUGGAGGAGGAGGAGAGGAAGAAGAGGGAUGAGGAGGAGAGGAUCAUCCAGGUGGAGAUGGAGGCGCAGGUGGAGGCGGAACGGGAGGAGGAGAAUUCCCGGCAGGCGGUUCAGGAGCAGGAGCGCCGGGACCGGGAGCUAGCGCUCCGGAUCGCCCAGAGCGAGGCGGAGCUCAUCCCCGAGGAGACGCAGGCCGACGCGCUGCUGCGCAGUAACGGUUCAUCAGGUGCCCCAUCAUCUCCAGACCGAGCCGCUGCCGGUGCCGGCGGGAAGUUGAAGGGUUUGACCAUGGAGGAAAUGGCCAUGGAAAUGACCGAGAUCCUCGCUAGGGGGCCGCUGGUGCAGGCGUCCAAGGCGGCGGCGGGCGUGAAGAAGUACGAGCUGAGCAAGUGGAAGUACGCCGAGCUGCGCGACGCCAUCAACACCUCCUGCGACAUUGAGCUGCUGGCCGCCUGCAGGGAGGAGUUCCACCGGCGCCUGAAGGUCUACCACGCAUGGAAGUCCAAGAACAAGAAGCGUAACACGGACGGACCCGACCUGCGCGCCCCCAAGUCCAUCACCGACUACGGUCGCAUCACGCCAGCCAAGGCAGCAUCCCAGGCCAACCCGGCCCCGCCCCUCCCGGUGCGGCAGCAGGAGGUGGCCAUGAACCGGCAGCAGCGGUACUUCCGCAUCCCGUUCAUCCGGCCGGGGGACCAGUACAAAGACCCCCAGGGCAAGAAGAAGGGCUGGUGGUACGCCCACUUCGACGGGCCCUGGAUCGCACGCCAGAUGGAGCUGCACCCCGACAAGCAGCCCAUCCUGCUGGUGGCCGGGAAGGACGACAUGGAGAUGUGCGAGCUGAGCCUGGAGGAGACGGGGCUGACCCGGAAGCGCGGCGCGGAGAUCCUGGCGCGGCAGUACGAGGAGAUCUGGGAGCGCUGCGGCGGCGUGCAGUACCUGCGCAGCGCCAUCGAGAGCAAGCAGGCGCGCCCCACCUACGCCACCGCCAUGCUGCAGAGCCUGCUCAAGUGAGGCGGGGC